AUGUCGACGGUUAGCAAAAGUUAUGCAGAACAUUCAGAUCCUGUCAUUGAUUAUUGCACUAAGCUAACAGUCAAACUCGAUCCCCUUCAACAAAAGCUUCAAGAUGCCACAAUUGCUAAUCACAAAAUGUUCGUAAUGCUUGGAGCGCCUGAGAUUUUAACCAUUGGCCAACAUUUUUUAAAAUUGAUUCACGGAAAGAACUGCUUGGAUGUUGGAACAUUCACGGGCGCUUCGGCUCUCGCCUGGGCUCUUGCCGUUCCAAAUGAUGGAAAGGUGAUAUCAAUGGAUGUCGAUCAUUCAGCUCUUGAUCAGAUUGGUCGAUCGAUUAUCAAUGAAUGCCCGAAAAGCGCACAGAAAAUUGAUUUUCGAUUAGGAUCGGCUAUGGAUACUUUAAAUUCGCUGAUUGAUGAGGGAAAGUGCGGCGAAUUCGAUUUUGCUUUCAUUGAUGCUGAUAGAGCGAACAAAACACUGUACUAUGAGAAAUGUAUGCAAUUGCUUCGACCAGGCGGAGUAAUCCUUGUAGAUAAUGCUCUUGCUGGCGGUGACGCCGUUCACGCGAUCGGUGAUGCUGUCAUCACUGAUGCCUGCAAUAGACACAUCAGUGCUGAUGAACGUUCUCACUCUUUCCUCAUCAAUACCGGUGAUGGACUGCAUGUGGCAUUCAAGGCU
Messenger RNA from Mesorhabditis belari, 669 nucleotides. Lineage: Eukaryota; Metazoa; Nematoda; Chromadorea; Rhabditida; Rhabditidae. The record is from the annotation of a GenBank genome assembly.